Salvia hispanica is the source of this 560-nucleotide messenger RNA. RefSeq lists its product as uncharacterized. Lineage: Eukaryota; Viridiplantae; Streptophyta; Magnoliopsida; Lamiales; Lamiaceae. The record is from RefSeq and is a predicted model, not a curated record.
UUCCUUAAUCAUUAUUCAAACUCAAACUAUAAAUACACUCACAUUUUGUACAAAUCAUUCAAUCAAUCAAUAAAUUCCACCAAAAUCAAAUUCCACGCUACCAAUUUAAACAUGUCCUCCACUUCAUUCCUCCAAACUUUCGAUCCAUUCUCCAAGGCUAGAUCGAGCUCGAGAUCGAUUAAAAGACCUAGGGGGCUAAUGGUCCGUGUAAUGAGGAGGGAAGCCCGGGGCCGCGGGAGACGGGUGGACGAGGACAUGAUCGUGUUGCGAAAGAGGAUCCACGAGAUGAAGAUGAACGAGGAGGAUUGCGAGCUGCCGAGGGAAUGGAUGGAGUGGGAGAGGCGGGUGUACGUGAGCUAUGAUGCAAUCGUCUGCGACGCGGUGGGCCGGCUGCAGGCUUGGUUGAUGGACACGAGGCCCGGUGUUGCGCUUGGGGUGCUUGUACUUCUCGCUUUGAGUGUGCCAACUUCCACGGCUGUGGUGAUGUACAAUUUGGUGGCUGUUUUGUCUGGGAUUCGUUUGGGUUAAAUUUAGUCAGAAUUUUGUGACAAUUCGUUUUU